This is a messenger RNA of Xenopus tropicalis (tropical clawed frog), 3234 nucleotides long. RefSeq names its product spermatogenesis associated 7 (gene spata7). NCBI's taxonomy places the organism in Eukaryota, Metazoa, Chordata, Amphibia, Anura, Pipidae. The transcript is spliced from 12 exons. The coding region runs from base 172 to 1797 and encodes 541 amino acids. The record is from RefSeq and is a predicted model, not a curated record.
CGAGAUUAGAUGUGCGAUGUUGGAGUGAGUAAUAAGCUGGGACUCAAUGGUGCUGCGGGAGGGUUAAUCAGCGGUCCUGGAGUGGGGUUUUUUUUUUUUUUUGUUUUGUUUUGUUUUUUUUAAUAAAGAAAGAUAAGGACUGUCUCGUGAAAAACGGGACUAUUGCCCGGUAUGCACGAUCAGGUUCUAAUUGGCAGGGCUCCAUCCAUACCAAGAUAUGGGAUUUCAAGCCCUUUUAAGGGCCAUUUAAGCACAAAAAGCAAUGCAUUUAGCACGGGAUCAAGCAGUUGGCUCAGUGAACAGUACAGAAUACGAGACCACAUGGUGGUUCACUACAAUAAAAUCCUUGCAGCAAAAGCUGCCAUUGACUGUUCAGUACCAAAGAGCAUGCAAAAAAGUAUCAAAUACAGCGACCAGCAGAGAAGAGAGAAAAUGAAAAAGGAGGUGGCACGAUUUGAGAAAAAUAUUUCCCGCCCUACUUCAUGUCAGAGUGCAGAUUCAAUAUUGUUGUCUAAGAAGGACAUUUAUGAUGACAUCAGUGUUAGAAAUUCUGCUUACUCAGAUCGAGGGCAGGUUUUUUACUCUAGCCCUACUGUGUCUUCUCCAAGACAGUUUGGUUUUUUAGGAACCAGUGAAGACACAGGAAGGAGUCUGAGCAGGAAAUUUCCAGGUUCUAGAGUUGUAUCUAGAGUCCAGAGUAGAGGCUCAAACUCUUCCUCAGUUAUCAGUGUCCCCAGAAGCUACAGCAGGUUUCAGGACAACCAACAGAAAACCUACAGUGGAGAUCUCCUAGAUAAGCAUUCUGAGCAGUUUACAGGCAAUAUUCGCCCAUUUACUCCACGGACUUUGAAGACAGAGGCUAAAUCUGCACUUGCAUCAUACCGAUAUUACACCCCACCAAGAAGAAGAAAGAGAGAAACAGUCAAAGAGGUGCAGAGAAAUCUAAACAGAAGCCCAGUGGAUGAAGAUGUUACAUGGAAGAAGAAAAAUAAGGAACUAACAGAAGAUGCUUUACUUAAUGCAGAUAAAAAAGAACAAUUAAUAAAUGAAGAAAAUGACCAGAAAAGGCCAUGGUCUCAGACAGACUGGGAGGAGUUACCAAAUACCCAUCGCUCUUCAUGCAGGUUACCAUAUAAUGAAGUAGAAUCUUGUUCUCCUGUUAUGCAGAAAAUCCAGUCUGAAGAGGAAGAACUUCUGUACCUGAAAUUUGUCACAGACAUCACUAAUGAAAUCUUGAAUCUGGGACUAUUUUCCAACAGGGUCCUAGAACGUGUAUUUAAACGCCAUCUUGAAGAAAAUAGACAUUGUUUGGAUGAGGGGAAAAUGUGCUACCUCCUGGACAACCUGAGGAAAGAUUUGGGCUGCAGUGAGACAAACCACUCCAGUGAGUUUAGGACGUUAGUAGAUGAACCCUCAAGAACAGUAAAUCGCUCUAGGGACAUUGAUCACUUUCUACAAGAUAUGGCAUGCAAUGAAGGCUCCCAAGAACACAGUGAUGUUUCUUUGUAUGAAAGAGAUGCUGAAACCUUCAGGAGGGAAUGUAAAGCAGAUACUCCAUUACAUUAUGAUGGGCUUCUCACAUCAGAUAACACUACUGACCUUGGCAGUUUUCCUGCAGUCGAUUCUGAGAGUGAACAGCAUGCUUCACUGCUUGAAACCCUCAGUACAUCAGCUGAUCUGAACAAAGGUGACAGUGACCCUGAAGAAGGGGAUCAAUCACUGGCAAUUGAUGACCUGCAACAAAGAUUUUCUGAAAUGUUUAACAUAAAGGAAGGAGAGAGUUCAAUACCUGAUUAGGCAGCUAAUACCCUGGCUUCUGGGCUGGGGACACUGGAGCAAAAUGACUGUAGAUCAUUUGUGAACCUUUAUUCAUGAAGGUUAUUGAAGUCUUAGAUCUAAUAUACGGGUAUUGUACUACAGCUUCAUAUAAAGUGGCAUUUCAGCAAAAACAAAAGUUUACAGUUUCAAUUUCAGUUGUGUUAUUAUGAUAGUUUUAAUAUGUAUCCCUUUAUUUAUCUUUCUAGUCCUGCAAAUAUCACUGCCAGAAUCUCCUAGAAUGGCACACAGUAAUUUGCAGCAAUAUUGAAUGGGCUUGGAAAAAUGCUUUCAGUGACUUUCUAACCAAAAAGUAACCUGCAUAACUGUAGAUGUUUUAUUAUAUCUUCAUUUUGUGUUUAUUGAAUCCUCUUUAGCUUGAAACAGACUUUCCUGGACAAAAUGGUGCUGGUCAUCCUGCCAACGUGUGCCACACUCCUCAUAUACAACAAAGUUUAAGUAGAUGGAGGGCUACCCACAACAACUCCUCUUUUACCUUAAUCUUUACACAUGUUUCAGGCCUCCUGGAGCCUCUCAAGCAGCCUCUUAAGCAGCACUUCACCCUGGAGAUCCAAAACACUGUAUGCAACUUAAAGUAAAAUAUUUGUGAGAACAAAUGUAUGCUGCCCUCCAUCUGCUUAAAUUGUGCUGUAAAAGCUGCAUUUAAGUUUGACAGAGCACAGCACUUGAAUAUUGCAGGUGGACCCCACAUCAUUUCUGGACUGCCCACUUUACAUUUACCUAUAUAUCCUUUAAAACCCUUGCUGUGCAUCAUGCGUUACUCAGGUGUUGGAAACUGAGUGAGAUUUGGCAUAGGGUCCUACCGCACUUAGUGAACUCAGGAGACUGCUACACCCACGGGGCCCCAACUUCACUGUGAUCAUUACCCUCCAAUAGGUCUUUGGGUGAUGGCUCUUGGGAAACAGUUCAGACAUUUAGCUGUUAAAAGUUUUACGACUGUAAUGAGGUAAAUAAAUGUGUUUACUAUUCCUGGAGAAAAAAAACAAACAUUUAGGGACAGAUUUACUAAAACUUUAAUUUAUCUUAUUUAUUUUUUUUAACCACAAACUCAUUUCCAUGGAUAAGACUUUUUCGACUUGUCACAUGAUACAUUUUUUUGAAUUGUCACACAAAACCAGCGUCAAAAACUCAAUCCAAAACACUCAAAGUUUGAAACAAAGAAAAAUUUCUAGGGAAGGGACAUCUGCCAUUGACUUGACUACAUGACCUUGACAGGUUUUAAAUGGAGAGUUUUCAGAUUCGGAAUUGUCACAGAAAAACACACAUCUUAAAUCUUGAAAAAAGUUAGAAACCCCAAACCCCUCCCUAGAGUAUUUAAAUGGCUUUUUGUUCUUGAAAACAGAUUGUCAAUUUUUGCCCUAUUAUGUUUACAAAUUAAAGGUUAGACAACAAAUUAGA